GUCAUCUGGACUCAGGCGGGGAGGCGUGGGCUCAGUUUCGCGCUUGCGCGCUGCUCUUGGAGACGGCGUCUAUCUCGCCCCGCCCCUCAUAGUCUGCAGUUCCGGCUCUGCAGAUUCGCUGCUCACGUUUCUUUUUUCCGUGGCCCUUCCUGCCCUUUGUUUCUCUCUUCAUGUCACCCGCGGGACAACUCUACCUGCAAGUCGCUGAAAUCGAUUUUCUGCUUCUUAUAGUAAGCGGCGGGCUCGCCAGCCUAGAGCGAAAGUGUGACUGCGAACGGGCAGGCGCGCGCGGGGCUCGGCGGAGGCGCGCUUGGGCUCCCGGCGGCGACGAUUACGACGACUAGGAGAGCGGACGGAGGCGGCGCCUGAAGCAGUGGCGGAGCCCAUGCCCCGGGACGGCGGGCGGGCCCGGAGAGACAAAUCCGGGGCCCGGGGCAUGUCCCCGGGGCCCCCGUGAGGAGGCGGCGGCGGCUAUGGAGAUCCCGCCGCAGGAGGCGCCGCCCGUGCCGGGCGCGGACGGCGACGUUGAAGAGGCCCCCGCCGAGGCCGGGUCUCCCAGCCCCGCAUCGCCCCCCGCCGAUGGGCGCCUCAAGGCUGCAGCCAAGCGCGUCACGUUCCCGUCCGACGAGGAUAUCGUGUCUGGAGCAGUGGAGCCCAAAGACCCCUGGAGACAUGCCCAGAACGUGACCGUGGAUGAGGUCAUCGGCGCCUACAAGCAGGCCUGCCAGAAGCUGAACUGCAGGCAGAUCCCCAAGCUCCUCAGGCAGCUGCAGGAAUUCACAGACCUCGGGCACCGCCUCGACUGUCUGGACCUGAAAGGUGAGAAGCUUGACUACAAGACCUGCGAGGCCCUGGAAGAGGUCUUCAAGAGGCUGCAGUUCAAGGUCGUGGACCUGGAGCAGACAAACCUGGAUGAAGAUGGUGCCUCGGCCCUCUUCGACAUGAUCGAGUACUACGAGUCGGCCACCCACCUCAACAUCUCCUUCAACAAGCACAUAGGCACCCGGGGCUGGCAGGCGGCCGCCCACAUGAUGCGCAAGACGAGCUGCCUGCAGUACCUGGACGCCCGCAACACGCCCCUGCUGGACCACUCGGCGCCGUUCGUGGCCCGUGCCCUGCGCAUCCGCAGCAGCCUGGCAGUGCUGCACCUGGAGAAUGCCAGCCUGUCAGGGCGGCCCCUCAUGCUGCUCGCCACGGCCCUGAAGAUGAACAUGAACCUGCGGGAGCUGUACCUGGCGGACAACAAGCUCAAUGGCCUGCAGGACUCGGCCCAGCUGGGUAACCUGCUCAAGUUCAACUGCUCCCUGCAGAUCCUGGACCUCCGGAACAACCACGUGCUGGACUCGGGUCUGGCCUACAUCUGCGAGGGCCUCAAGGAGCAGAGGAAGGGGCUGGUGACCCUGGUGCUGUGGAACAACCAGCUAACACACACGGGCAUGGCCUUCCUGGGCAUGACACUGCCGCACACUCAGAGCCUGGAGACGCUGAACCUGGGCCACAACCCCAUCGGGAACGAGGGUGUGCGGCACCUCAAGAACGGGCUCAUCAGCAACCGCAGCGUGCUGCGCCUGGGGCUGGCCUCCACCAAGCUCACGUGCGAGGGCGCGGUGGCGGUGGCGGAGUUCAUCGCUGAGAGCCCCCGCCUCCUGAGACUGGACCUUCGGGAGAACGAGAUCAAGACAGGCGGGCUCAUGGCACUGUCGUUGGCCCUCAAGGUGAACCACUCACUGCUGCGCCUGGACCUCGACCGUGAGCCCAAGAAGGAGGCGGUGAAGAGCUUCAUCGAGACGCAGAAGGCGUUGUUGGCCGAGAUCCAGAACGGCUGCAAGCGCAACUUGGUGCUGGCGCGGGAGCGGGAGGAGAAGGAGCAGCCGCCGCAGCUGUUGGCCUCCAUGCCUGAGACCACCGCCACCGAGCCCCAGCCCGACGACGAGCCCGCUGCUGGGGUGCAGAACGGGGCCCCCAGCCCCGCACCCAGCCCGGACUCAGACUCAGACUCGGACUCGGAUGGGGAGGAUGAGGAGGAAGAGGAAGGGGAGAGGGAUGAGACCCCCUGUCCUGCCCUGGUGCCCCCCACGGACUCCCUGGGCCCUGGGGACAGGAGUCCCCCAGGCAGCCCCUCCACACCCACUGAGCAGCGGAUUUCCGUGUCCAGCCCAGGCCGGGGCCACAAGGUGUUUGUGGUGACCCGGGUGCAGAGCCCACCCGAGAGGGCAGAGCCCCCUUCGUCCCCCAUCCCUCCUCCUCCCCCGCCCCCUCCCUCCCCACCCGCCUCACCUUCCCUACCACCUGCCGGGGCCAUUGUCACCCGGGACACAGGGUCCUCUGAGUCUCAGCAACCACCGGAGCCGCCUCAGUCAGGGCCAUCGCUGCCCAACGGCCUGAAGCCCGAGUUCGCCCUGGCACUGCCCCCUGAGCCACCCCCGGGGCCUGAGGUCAAGGGGGGCAGCUGCGGCCUGGAGCACGAACUGAGCUGCUCCAAGAAUGAGAAGGAGCUUGAGGAGCUGCUUCUGGAAGCCAGUCAGGAAUCCGGGCAGGAGACACUGUGACACUUUAGUUCCCUUUUUCCGGUCGGUCUGCGAUUAGCUGAGGCCAGAGCCAUGAGAAUCUGCUCACCUUCCCCCCAGCCUUCCUGAGGCCCAGGAUGCCAGGGGUGGGGGCCAUUCUGGGGCCCCCCCUCCCCCCACAGCAACACUACAAGGGGUGCAGGAGCUACAGGGAGCGGCCCUCCCCGUACGACUCAGGCACUUCUGUUUAUGAGCCCACCACUGGAAGACUCUGGGGGUGAAUGGGAGGAGGGGGAGCAGGAGGAGUUCUUCAACGACAUCAGGCGCCUGUUCUGGAGGGGCCAGGCUUGCCCUGCAGAGGGCAGGGGUCCUGGGUGGUGGUGGGAUGGUCCCCUGUGGCCCUGGGCACAGGGCCGAGCAGGCAGCCUGGUGCCGGAGGAGCGGUGCGUGCUGGUGGUGGUUGACACGAGCAGAACAGCCCCAGACAGUGCAGGCCGGGCAGGGUGGGGGGAUGGGAGCAGAGGAUCAGAGCUUUCUUUCUCAAGUGCAAUAAAUCUAUCAGGGAGCUGGGGCGGGAGCAGCCGGCACUCCGGGACCCUGCUGUCCAGGCCACUGGAGGCUGCGCCCUGAGAGGCACUACAACCCGUUGGGGGCGGGUGGCAUGGGUGUGGGUGUGGGUGAGGGUGGGCAGAGGGCUGGGGCUACUCCUGUCGGUGCAACUCUGUUCACACCUUUUCUAAUAAACUGGGGCUGGGUUCACUUUG
Messenger RNA from Cercocebus atys (sooty mangabey), 3271 nucleotides. It is a transcript of the gene PPP1R37, whose product is annotated as protein phosphatase 1, regulatory subunit 37. The coding region runs from base 474 to 2549 and encodes 691 amino acids. The record is from RefSeq and is a predicted model, not a curated record. NCBI's taxonomy places the organism in Eukaryota, Metazoa, Chordata, Mammalia, Primates, Cercopithecidae. Gene Ontology annotation, molecular function: protein binding. The transcript is spliced from 13 exons.